Messenger RNA from Zingiber officinale, 2016 nucleotides. RefSeq names its product hexokinase-3-like. The transcript is spliced from 8 exons. The coding region runs from base 200 to 1786 and encodes 528 amino acids. The record is from RefSeq and is a predicted model, not a curated record. NCBI's taxonomy places the organism in Eukaryota, Viridiplantae, Streptophyta, Magnoliopsida, Zingiberales, Zingiberaceae. Gene Ontology annotation, biological process: glycolytic process; glucose 6-phosphate metabolic process; intracellular glucose homeostasis. Gene Ontology annotation, molecular function: ATP binding; glucokinase activity; D-glucose binding. Gene Ontology annotation, cellular component: mitochondrion; cytosol.
CCCCUUAAAUAAACCCCUUUCUCUCUCCACCACCACUCUCUCUCUCUCUCUCGCUCGGUUCCGUUCCAGCGGUCGCUUUCUCUGUUCCAUUCCUUUUCCUCUGGCCUCCUCUCCCCCGCCGGCGAGGCGGCGAUAGCCUGAGACUCCGUUGGCCGCAGGCGAGGCGCAGUCCUGGGUGAUUCUGGAAGAUUCGGUGCGGAUGGGGAGGGCUGGGUUGGGUGUGGCGGUGGGGUGCGCGGUGGUGACAUGCGCGAUCGCGGCGGCGCUGGUGGGUCGGAGGGCGCGGAGUUGGUGGCGCUGGGGAAAGGCGGUGGAGGUGGUGCAGGGGUUCGAGGCGGGUUGCGCCACCCCGGUCGGGAGGCUGCGCCAGUUGGUGGACGCCAUGGUGGUGGAGAUGCACGCGGGGCUCGCCUCCGAUGGCGGAAGCAAGCUCAAGAUGCUGCCCACCUUCGUCGAUGUCCUUCCUGAUGGAACUGAAGAUGGAAUAUACUAUUCUCUUGAUUUAGAUGCAACCAGUUGCAGAGUCUUAAAGGUUGAACUGCGCGGUAGAGGUUCUAAGACCAUCAACUAUAAAGUUGAACAGAACAAGAUUCCACCAGAAUUGUUGACCAGUACAAGCGAGGAUUUUUUUAAUUUCAUUGCUCUAGAAUUAAAAAAAUUUGUUGAAAGAGAGGAAAAUGAUUUUAAGCAAAUAUCUAAAGCAAGGAUGGAACUUGGGUUUGCGUUUCCUUUUCCUAUUAGACAAUCGUCUUGUUCGUCAGGUGCUCUUAUUAACUGGACAAAAGGCUUCGCUGUUGAAGAUGUUGUUGGGAAAGAUGUUUCACGAUGUUUAGAGGAAGCUACGUCAAGGAAUGGAAUUAAUAUGCACGUAGCUGCUUUGGUGAAUGAUUCUGUAGGUACAUUAGCUCUUGGUCAUUAUCAUGAUAAAGACACUGUAGCUGCUGUGAUAAUUGGUACCGACACCAAUGCAUGCUACCUUGAGCGAAUGGAUGCGAUAAUUAAGUGUCAAGGCCUUCUUACAAACUCUGGAGGCAUGGUCGUCAACAUGGAAUGGGGAAAUUUCUGGUCAUCACAUCUACCUAGAACUGAUUACGAUAUUGCUUUAGAGAAUGAAUGUGCAAGUCGAAAUGACCAAGUAUCCUUCUUGUGCAUCGUCCACUUCUAUUCUACUGAAAUACAUUUUCAAUUUCAUGAAAUAUGCGACUCAUUCGCCUUUCUUCAGGGUUUCACAAAACUGAUUUCAGAAAUAUACUUGGGUGAAAUUGUUCGAAGGGUUCUUUGUAGAAUUGCAGAUGAAUUGAGUAUAUUUGGAGUUUCUACUCAUCAACUAUCAGUACCAUUUACCUUGAGGACAUCUAUGAUGGUUGCCAUGCUCGAGGAUAACUCUGUCGAUUUACAAGAAGUUGGAAGGAUCCUCCGAGAAAGUUUUGAGAUAUCUGAUACUUCUCUCAAAGCAAGAAUGCUCAUCAUGAGAGUUUGCAACACCGUGAUCCGAAGAGCUGCUAGACUAGUUGCAGCAGGGAUAAUCGCUAUUCUGAAGAAAAUCGGUCGAGAUGGAUAUGGCAGCACGUCGACUGGAAGAACCCAAGGCAGAUCAAGGAGAACAGUCAUUGCAAUCGAGAGCGGCCUUUAUAUUAACUACCUGAUGUUCCGGGAGUACCUUAAUGAAGCCAUAUCAGAAAUCUUAGGUGAGGAGGUUGCCCAAAAUAUAGUCCUUAAGAUUUCUGAAGAUGGACCGGGAAUUGGCACUGCAUUGCUUGCUGCACUAUAUUCAUCCCAAAGAUGAAUACGAAAACUCUCAAUUCAAUUAUUUUUCUUGUGCAAAUGUAAGAAAUUGUUCCAAAGUCACAAAGAAGAACUUGUAUAGUGCAGAAAUCCCUCCUGAAAUGUUCUAGCUGUUCAUAUGCCUUUCCAUCAAAUGUAAGUUAUUGUCCAUAUCUAAAAUUUAAAAUGAAAAGGCGGGAAACAAAAUUUAUUUUUGUAUUUAUGGAGAUGGUUCCAAGUUUCGUUCCUCCA